CUAGAAGUACCAUAGACUAUCCAAAUCUUCAAAUUGGAGCAGAACUACCUUUUGCCCUUGGUCGUUACAAUUUAUGCUCAGUAAGCUUCUACUUGAACCAUGAAGACGAACCAUGUCGGAGGACGCGCGCGCGUGGUAUUACUCCGCGUUUCGUGGCGACGUGCUGGAGCACAGCCCGAAGAAGCUGCGGCGAAUCCACUUCAACACCGACGAAGUCGAGUUUAUCGAACCGGAGGUCUUUCUUGCAGGAGGGAGCACAGCAGCGAGCUCCAGCUACGGCGAGGAUUUUUUCCAAGAAUUCAUCGCUCCAUUUAUAGAAAAAACGAGCGGAAGCACCACGACAAGACAAGAAGUAGCUGGUGGAGAGAGAGCGCAAAGAUCACGCACAUCUACUUCGUCGCCGCGGAAAGAAAAAGAAGAAGAUGCUUCGAACCAGGAAGUCGACACGACGGCAAAUAGCGCUGUACUCUCAGCCGCCGCAAGCUCCUCGACGACCGCGCCAAGAAGCAGGCCAAGCAUGGAUGUUUCGUGGCUCUCGGAAUUUUAUCCGUUUCGUCGUCUCAAGGAAGUCGUAAAAGCCGACGGUGUUCGUGUUCUAGAGCAAAGGAGUACUCGCGACUUCCUACUCCGCACAGCCAUUUUCUGUCGCCUGGCGCUACCGGGGAGCAGCGGCACUAAGCACGUCUGGCGCUUGACCAGAGAAGACUUAAAGUCGUGGAGGAAUAUUUUGCGCAACUUUCUUGGCAUAAAGAUUAAGAUACCAGACCGACGGAUGAAACGACCUACUAGCGCAUUGGGUGGAGGACCCAGCACUACCUCGAGACGAACAGACCAAGUGGUAGUCAACGAGUCGCAGGAUGUCGAAGGAAUAUUGUUGAUGAAAUCCAUGGCAGAGAAAUUUGAGCGAGUCGACGUAGAACAAAACGCAGAAACCGACGAGAAAGAUGAAGCGAAGGACCAUCAAGCAUGUCCUGCAGCCACAGUAGAAGUUUGUCCGCCGGCGUCGGAAAAAAUCUCGCCAGCAAACAGAAACACGUCGAACACCUUCGUCACAGAUGCCGCUUUAUUACGUCGUGCGGCACCCACGCAGAAUUUGGAGCGCCAGUUGAUGACAUUUCUGCUGCAGCUGAUUUUUUCUAGCCGCUAUAACUUUACCCCCGGCCUGUUCGCCGCGAUGCUCAGUUUGCCUCCAAGAAACGAAGGUCGUGCUUCUAGAAUCCUCCAAGGCACGGCAACUGCCUUAUCAGGGGAACAAGUACUGGCACAAUACGGGCCGCCGACUUCUUAUCCCAGCUGCGUUUCAUGGGAUUGCAGAGUGUGCGACUUCACCAACGACGCGCACAGCAACGUGGGUCUAAUCAUUAAACGAAAAAAUGCACCAGACGAAGAAGUCGAGAAUUAUCCGGACGGCGAACACGAAGAAGAAAUCGACGCCGCGCCGGCUUUCUGUGUUGGUUGUGGCUCCUACUGGAACGAUGCUGAGGUUUGGCUCUGCGAUUGUUGCGACACGGUCUGCGCAUUCCACGGCCAAGUCCUAGAAAAUGUCCACGCAGUUGCAGUGGAGGACAACAUGUUCGAGGGGGGAAGCACUUCUACCAACAUGGAAGGGAUCAAUAUAUUUGCAACAGGAACUACAAUUGGAAUUGCAGCAUAUGGAGCUGCCACGGGAGGGUCGACUGUUACAACCGAGCUGCAAGAAAACGAUAAGCAUAAGACGAAUGGCGACACUCGAGACUCUACUCAGUCCGAAUCUGCACCCGAUGAGGCAGCGUUACUGCGGUAUCUGAUUUGGGUGGUAAAGCAGCAGGACGAUGUAGACUCGGUGGAGAGGACACCACUGUUUCCUCGGCCCGUAAAUUUAGAACGGUUUUCCGCACUGUUGCCAGCCGUUGGCUACCCCGAAUGUCCGACCUGUGGCAUGCUUCGGCCCACGAUCCAAUCAAUUCCCGGUUUCUGCAGGUAGCUACGAGGGCAAAGUAAAAGACAGCUAAAGAAAAUUUCAUACAUGAUUCAGAGGGUCAAGCAGGAUUCAACGGGUACAGAUGGAUGUACAGCGAACAUAUCGGCAUAAAGCGAGAAAGUAAAUUCCUCCCUAGCCAGUUUUCUGAAGAGCCAACAUGUCUGUUCAUC
Messenger RNA from Amoebophrya sp. A120, 2130 nucleotides. Lineage: Eukaryota; Dinophyceae; Syndiniales; Amoebophryaceae. The record is from the annotation of a GenBank genome assembly.